CCUAUUUUCUCUAUACUCCCCCAAAUCACUAACCCUACCCGAAAGUUCAAACCAAACCCGGAAAAUGCCUCCGAGAAGAUCCGCUUCAGCCUCCGCCGCUGCCAGAGAAGGCGCCACGCUGAAGCUAAUCGUGGACAAGGGACCGUUAUCCGGAAACACAAGUGAGUUCAGGCCGGGAACCGCGGUCAAGAUCGGCCGCCUUGUCCGUGGCAACACGCUAGCUAUCAAGGACUCAGGAAUAUCCUCCAAACACCUGCUCAUCCAAGCCGAAGAAGCACCGGAUCCGGACGGCCGACGCUGGACCGUCUCCGACCUCGAUUCCUCGAAUGGCAGCUUUCUGAACGGCGCGCAGCUCGAGCCAUUCGAAUCGGCGGUUCUGUCCCAUGGAGACGUUAUCAAAAUCGGCGAGGAAACGUCGAUUAGGGUGGAGAUCCUUAGCGGGGAGGAUAAUGAAGUUGUUUCCGAGGUCAGGAGGAACACGCGGCGGCGCGUGAGGGAGCAGGUCGUCGAUUUGGGGGUAAUUGACGAGUUUGCCGAGCUAGGGUUACAGAACAAUGUCGACGAGGUUAAAAUCGAAGUUGAGGUGAAUCAGGGGAGGAAUGCGAACACUAGGACGACCAGAAAUUCGACGAGAAGUAAGAAUUUGGCCCAGGAUUUGAAUGUGGAAGAGGAUAAAGGCGUAAGCGCUAGGCGGACUAGAAGUUCGGCGAGAAAUGUGAAUUUGGCCAAGGUUUUGAAUGUUGAAGAGGAUAAUGAUUUGGGGCCAAGUGAAAUCAAAGGAUCGAGAGGCGUAAGCACCAGGAAGAAGAGGAGGGAAGACAAUGUCGAAGAAACUGUAGUCGAUUCGAGCCUGAUUGAGGGCAAAAAGGCAACGAGAGGUGGAGGAAGGGGGAGGAAGAAGCUGAUUGUGGAGACUAUUUGUGAAGAAACAGAGAAUGAAGAAGCAAAUCGGGAGAGCGAAAAAAAGAAUAACAGAUCAGAUAUUGCAGCUGAUGAAGUGAGAAACUCUGGAAUGGAAGAAUGUGUUGCUGCUGGAGCUACUGCUAGUUCAGUUUUGAAUGUUGAAGAGGAUAAUGAUUUGGGGCCAAGUGAAAUCAAAGGAUUGAGAGGUGUAAGCACUAGGAGGAAGAGGAGGGAAGACAAUGUCGAAGAAACUGUAGUCGAUUCGAGCCUGAUCGAGGGCAAAAAGGCAACGAGAGGCAGAGGAAGGGGGAGGAAUAAGCUAGUUGUGGAGACUAUUUGUGAAGAAACAGAGAAUGAAGAAGCAAAACAAGAAAAGGAAAACAGAUCAGAUAUUGCAGCUGAUGAAGUGAGAAGCGCUGGAGUGGAAGAAUGUGUUGCUGGUGGAGCUACUACUAGUAAAGGGGAGAUGGUGGCAGAUUUGAGUAAGAUGACGUUGGGCGAAUGGCUUGAUUUUGUGGCGGUAUACGAGCCUCAACAGAUCAUUGCUGAAACGGAGGAGAUGCUGGCAGAGAUGAGGCGAAAAGCGGAGAGAUGUCACGAGUUCAUGUUGCAGCAGAAGAAAGCGCAAGGGUUGAAUGCUGUGAGCAGGUGAAGCUUUUCUGGUAAUUUAUGUGUCAAGUCUAGAUGAAGUUUGAUUAGCUAUUCUAGAUCUGCUAGAUAGAUUAUAGCGGACUAUUUUAAUUAUUGAAGAGAAAGUAUAAUCAAGUAUUUCUGUAAAUAAGUACUAGUAUUAAACUUGCCCAAAUUAACAUGGUUUAGAGAAAGGUUCUUGUGACUUGUACUUGUUGAUGAAUCUUGUCCAUUACAUAUCCACAAAUAACUGUUGUUAUUUUGAAUUGUUUGACAGCAGCAAUGCAUGUAUAACUGUGGUUAAUCUGAGAGCAUUUUGUUGGUUUUA
Salvia splendens (bonfire salvia) is the source of this 1861-nucleotide messenger RNA. Its product is annotated as FHA domain-containing protein At4g14490. Gene Ontology annotation, molecular function: protein binding. Bases 65 to 1555 code for a protein of 496 amino acids. The transcript has a single exon. NCBI's taxonomy places the organism in Eukaryota, Viridiplantae, Streptophyta, Magnoliopsida, Lamiales, Lamiaceae. The record is from RefSeq and is a predicted model, not a curated record.